Chlorocebus sabaeus (green monkey) is the source of this 997-nucleotide messenger RNA. The record is from RefSeq and is a predicted model, not a curated record. Lineage: Eukaryota; Metazoa; Chordata; Mammalia; Primates; Cercopithecidae.
AGUGGCAUGCAAUGGAUCCCAAAUAUCAGCGUGUGGCGCUAAAUGAUGGUCACUUCAUGCCCGUAUUGGGAUUUGGCUCCUAUGCACCUCCAGAGGUUCCGAGGAACAGAGUUGUGGAGGUCACCAAAUUAGCAAUAGAAGCUGGCUUCCGCCAUAUUGAUUCUGCUUAUUUAUACAACAAUGAGGAACAAGUUGGACUGGCCAUCCGAAGCAAGAUUGCAGACGGCAGUGUGAAGAGAGAAGACAUAUUCUGCACUUCAAAGCUUUGGUGCACUUUCUUUCGACCACAGUUGGUCCAACCAGCCUUGGAAAGCUCACUGAAAAAACUUCAACUGGACUAUGUGGACCUCUAUCUUAUUCAUUUCCCAAUGGCUCUCAAGCCAGAUGAGACGCCACUACCAAAAGAUGAAAAUGGAAAAGUAAUGUUCGACACAGUGGAUCUCUGUGCCAUAUGGGAGGCCAUGGAGAAGUGUAAGGAUGCAGGAUUAGCCAAGUCCAUUGGGGUGUCAAACUUCAACCGCAGGCAGCUGGAGAUGAUCCUCAACAAGCCAGGACUCAAGUACAAGCCCGUCUGCAACCAGGUGGAAUGUCAUCCUUGACUCAACCAGAGAAAAACUGCUGAUUUCUGCAAGUCCAAAGACAUUGUCCUGGUUGCCCAUAGUGCUCUGGGAACCCAACGACAUAAACUAUGGGUGGACCAGAACUCCCAGUUCUUUGAGGACCUAGUUCUUUGCGCCUUAGCAAAGAAAAACACAAACGAUCCUCAGGCCCUGAUUGCCCUGCGCUACCAGCUGCAGCGUGGGGUUGUGGUUCUGGCCAAGAGCUACAAUGAGCAGCGGAUCAGAGAAAAUGUCCAGGUUUUUGACCCAGUUGACUUCGAGGAUAUGAAAGUUAUAGAUGACCUAAACAGAAAUUUUCGAUAUGUUGUCAUGGAUUUUCUUGUGGACCACCCUGAUUAUCCAUUUUCAGAUGAAUAUUAGCAUAGAGGGUGUUGUAC